AUGUCAAUUGAAGAAGGCUUUCGAGCAAUUGAUCAAUAUAUUGCGAAAUAUGAUCAGAGAAAUCGAUAUGGAUAUUGCGUUCAACCUGUUAAAACGGAACAUUCUGCUGCAGGUGAUACCGUCGAUCACUUAAACCCAAUAACAUUUCGGUUAUUGCAUAUGUUUACACAUGUGAUGAUGAUGAUGCUGUACCAGUUCAAAUAUAUUGAGCAAAACGAAAAUCAGUUAUCUUACUUUACCGCUCACUACGAAAAAGAUUGCAGAUUAAUCGGAGAUAUCAUCAGUUCACCAGAUGAUUAUCCUGUCUGGUUGUACAAAAUUGUUAAUCAUAUGAUGAACGCAAAUAUACAUAUCAGUGGCAUUCUAGAUACGAACCAGAACGUUGUACAAUUUGAGAAACAUAUUGAACAGACACUAGUUUUCAAGCAUAUUCAAUCAAUUUCCAACGAAAUAAAACAAUAUAAAGUAGCAUUCAUCGACUUUGUCCGCAAAGAAAAUGCCGAGCCAAUUUUUAAUGAUUUUGUUAACGAAUUAGCCGAGAACGAAGAAAAGUAUACAUUGUUAAACUUUUUCUCUGUCACAAAAAUUAACAAUGCAACUCUUGAUGAAUUUCGUUCGACGUUUCAGUUACUACCAUACGCGCGAAAUUUAUAUCCGCUGACUGAUUAUAUUUUGCAACAUUUACCUGAAAUCGAAAAUCUAUCAUUGUUGUUUCCUCUUGUUCAGUUUUGUAAUCUGCUACUAGACAAAUUUAAUCACCGCAUAUCACGUGACGAUGCAGCAACCAACGACAUUGGUUUUUAUCUAACGAACAAUCAAGAUAAUAUAUUGUCUUUAGCAUUUGAACAGUUUCGUACUGCUUGGUAUCAAUUAACGUUGAAAGAAGUACAAUAUAAUUGUCAAUCGCGUAAACCUGACCGCGAAGGAUCCAUUGAAAGUUUUUCAAAAAACGUUAAAUUAGCUUUUUUUCUAUUAAACACAUCGAAAGAUGAUAGUAGUAUAUGUUUACUCGGCUGUUUUCAAACGUUAGCGAAACUUCAGAACGUCAUUGUCAAUUAUUUUCGACAGAUUAAUGAACCAAUGACUGAAAUAAUUGAAAAUGAGAAGAAACGUCCUACAUUGGUACAGAAAAUUAAACCAGAACAUACACUCAAUUUGAAUGUACGAGAAUUCAUCUCAAUAUUAGACCGAGAUGGCUUCAUGGUUAAUCAUGAAUAUGGUAAGUCCAAAGAGGUUCUGUACGAUUUUGACCAAAUUGAAAGUAGAUUGAGAUUUAUUAUCGGAAAAAUACGACUGAUUGAUCCAGAUAAAUUUAUUUUCUUUAAUUUAGUUCUAUGCCACAUUACAAUCGCUUAUCAAUUUGAAUUGUACAAUCAAGAUGUCUCUUUGUUCAACGAUAUACGCCGAUAUAUUAAACAACAAUCAUUAUCAAAUAACGAUAAAACAAAGUUGAGCACAUUGUUGUCAAACGCAAAAGCGGAUGAGAUUCGAAAAUAUCUGGGUUCAUUAGACUAUGUAUUUACCUAUCCGAGAAAUGCGCGAGAUAGCGAUAAUACUUGGACAAUACGAACAUUUGUCGAAAAUGUUGUGAAUAAUAAGGCGCAUCUACAUGAAUAUGUUACAAGUCAAGAACCAUUUGCCAGUAUACACCUGAAAUAUGUGAUUAGCUUGUACGAGCUUGUCGAAGAGUUAGUAUUCAACGAAGUAAUGAGCAAUUACGUUAAACAAGAAAUGACAAGUGAAGCAUGUGCUUCGGAAGAAGAGAAGUUAAGUAUAAUCGAUCAGUUUGUUCAAUCAACAUAUGCUAAUGCGACUACACCACAGGCAUUGAAAGAUUCUAGUGUGUGGAUGUCAGUACUGAAACGUAUCAUUAUUCGCGUUAUAGCAGCUAAUGUCGAUUUGAAUGUGCCCUUACAAAUUUAUCUUGAACGAACUGAUAUGUGGAGUGAAGACAGUGUGGAGACAUAUCCCGAUCGGGAUGUACUCCCAAUCGAGAUAUAUAUCCCGAUUGGGAUAUCAUUUUUUGUAGCAAAAUUUUUUUUAUAUCCCGAAUGGGAUAUAGUUUGA
This is a messenger RNA of Didymodactylos carnosus, 2067 nucleotides long. NCBI's taxonomy places the organism in Eukaryota, Metazoa, Rotifera, Eurotatoria, Philodinida, Philodinidae. The record is from the annotation of a GenBank genome assembly.